GUGCUGGCUCAGGGGUGCCGUAGGGAACGGCGGGACGUUGCACCAUGUUUGACGUGGGCAUGGCGGAGAUGUUGGUCAUCGGUGGAGCUGCUAUUCUUCUGCUCGGGAAGCGCGACAUGCCUCUGGUGUUCCGCUUGGCUGGUCGCGGUGUCGGCAAGGUCUCCGGGCUGGUGCAAGGCGGAAGGGCGCGGAUGAACGAGCUUUCACAAGGCAGCGAUCUCCUCCAGCUGCAGAACGAGAUCCGAUCUAACCUGGACGACCUUCGAGUCAUCAAGGCCGAGCUACGGGGGGCGGCGAACCUGCCACCGGGAAUCACGAGAUCUUCUCACCCCGGCAGCAGUGCGCUGAGAGACCAGCACGCUGUCUCCGCCCCCCCGUCCGUCGGCGGCAGCGGCACCGCAGGUGGUGGUACCAUUCCCCCGCCCCCCUACCCAAGUUUCCCUGCACGGGACCCCCUUCCCCAAGGAGGUGGGGUAGGAUCAGGGAAAAGGGUGGGGGGAACAAACGUAACGGACCCAACAGAUCCGACUUCGGUCGACACACGAGGGGUUGUAUCACCGGCGGACAGAUUUGCAGUUGCCGGAGCGGUGGCAGGGGUGGGGCGGCCUUUGAGAAACGGGAUGGCAGGGAGCGGGGUGGGGGGUGAGGCGGCGGCGAGGGUUGGACCCGUCGGCGGAGGUGGAGGCAGUGGCGGCGGUGGCGGAGGUGGGGGAGAUGGGGACAAGGGUUUGGGGGAGGAGUUGGCCCGGCCGGGGACGUCCAUGCCGCCGCCCCGACGAGCCGUGAAGAGCGUGGCUUCGCCGGGGGGGGAUCGGCUGCAGCGACUCGCCAUGGCGGAGAUCGGCUUUGCCGAGAAGGAUCUGUACGCCCCGAAAACAGGCAAGCAUAAAUGCGGCGGCCGGGUAUAG
Ectocarpus sp. CCAP 1310/34 is the source of this 908-nucleotide messenger RNA. Lineage: Eukaryota; Phaeophyceae; Ectocarpales; Ectocarpaceae. The record is from the annotation of a GenBank genome assembly.